This is a messenger RNA of Cryptomeria japonica (Japanese cedar), 396 nucleotides long. RefSeq lists its product as uncharacterized. The transcript is spliced from 2 exons. Lineage: Eukaryota; Viridiplantae; Streptophyta; Pinopsida; Cupressales; Cupressaceae. Bases 1 to 396 code for a protein of 131 amino acids. The record is from RefSeq and is a predicted model, not a curated record.
AUGAGGAGGCCAAGAAGCGGCGCUCCGGUGGCGGCCUGGGCGGAGCAGAGCCAGGUGGCCAGGCGACAAAGAGGGUCGGGCAGCGGAGGAGGUCGAGCGGCAGGGAGGCCGGGCCGAGCGGCGACCGGGGAGCUGGGGGCUAUAGGGAGUGGAGGCCGGGGGCUGCAGGGAGCUACAGGUGGUAGUGGGUUGGUCAGGCGGCGAGAGGCCGGGCGGUGGCCGGGGAGUUGGGGGCCGCAGGCAGCGGCGGGGUCGCCGGAGGUCGACAGCGUGGGGUUGCUGGAGAACGCAAGGCCGAUGGGGGCCGGAGGGGCUGCCGGCGGGGGCCGCAGAGGCCGGACUGAUAGGUCUAACAGGCCUGUCAGUCCAGUACCCUGUGGUACCCACAAAACCUAA